Molecule: messenger RNA, 2740 nt
Organism: Verruconis gallopava
Lineage: Eukaryota; Fungi; Ascomycota; Dothideomycetes; Venturiales; Sympoventuriaceae
Exons: 1
Coding region: 507-2414 (635 amino acids)
Biological process (GO): ubiquitin-dependent protein catabolic process; protein deubiquitination
Cellular component (GO): cytoplasm
Molecular function (GO): cysteine-type deubiquitinase activity
Source: RefSeq, a predicted model, not a curated record
UGCAGACGUCUGCCAUUCCAUCUGUCGAUGUACGGCCGUUCGCCAGAGCCUCCUGGAUGGAUGGAUAUGAUUGCGUCUACACAAUGCAGCACGUAGCAUUGUGCCGCCAUUCCUGCCUGUGGUUCUCCGUGUCCACUUUAUCGCCGGCCUCCUCGGUCAUCACAGCACACAACUUCCGCUUCCACCAAUAAGAAACAUAUCGCAGGAGCAAGCAAGAAGCACUUGAAAUCAAGGAAGCUCUCAUGGUCCUGGAAUUCAUCUUCUUUUCAUCUUCGGCUGAAAAAGCUCUCGAUAUUCCCCGCCAUGCUUCGGGAUUUACACCUGUUUUUGACUGCUAUCUGUCGUCGCUUGGCUCCGCACUUACUGCCUUCCUAACCCAGGCUUCCAUUUUCACCGUCCUGUGCUCGCUCUACGGCCUCCAGGAGCUCGCCCGUUCUUUUUCCUUUUUUUGACCAGUCAUACUGUGGAUUAAACCACCUGAUUUCUUCGUUUUGGAGCAUCAUUCCAUGCACUCCUUUCCCUACCUAGAAGUUGCUGUCACCAUGACUCGACAAAAGCAGCAUAUUCUCCGGAGUUGGUCUGAGAGACAGAUUUCCAUUGGAGAGGGUGCUCCAGCGGCCCCUUCGCAAGGCUCGAUAUCAGAAACUCUACAGGAGGACUUGGUUCACGUGGAGACGAGCGACACCGCUCAACCACAAGCUGUGCCUGCCGCGUCACCGCUGCCUUCAGCUCAAGUGUCGUCGGAAAUGACAUACCAAGAAAAACUCAAGGAUCUUAGAAGCACAGCGGACUCCUCGAUUCUGACCACAUCAAAUCCCCCUGCCUUCGUAUAUCACACACAGAAUGCCGCAAACACCGAUGCAGAGAUCAGUGCAGAUAACACCGCUACGACCAGCAGAGGGAAACGCUCACGGUCUCUCGAGACCACUCUUGCAAAUUUACAUGAAAAGCGCCCACGAGCACAGGGACCACCUCCCAUCAAGCUGAACGAGGACGACUUCCAUCCGCCGUACAAGCCUCUCACUGACGAGGAACGAUCCUCUUGGAAAGGCUGGGUCGAAGUCCUUUCCGAGCCUAUAUACAUGAACACGAUGCUUCGCGACCUAGGCGUACGUGGCGUUAUCGCUGCCGAGAUUGUCACACUUGAAACAAGCAUUCUCUCACUCGAACAGCCUAUCUAUGGCCUAAUCUUUUGCUUUCAGUACCAGGACGCGGACCACCAUGUUCCUGCCGCUGACGUCGAGCCUGAUCGCCCAGCGCACGUCUGGUUUGCGAAUCAACUUCCUGCGACUAAUGCAUGCGCGACCAUCGCAGUGCUCAACAUUCUGCUCAAUGCAACUGAAGUGGAACUUGGGAAGCCACUGACGUAUUUUAAGGAGGACACGAAAGAAUUAUCGCCGAUGGAGCGAGCUCACUGCAUCAAUGAACACGAGUUUAUUAGGGCAGUGCACAAUUCGUUUGCGUCAAGGAUGGACAUAUGGAUAGCGGAUCGGUUGUUUGCAUCACGAUAUAGGGAACAGGUCAAGAAAUGGAAGCAACGAUUGAAAGAUGAGGAGCGUGCUAGAGAGGCGCGGGCCAAAGCCGCAGAAAAAGCGGCGCGAGCAAUGGAGAAGAACCAGAGCCCUCAGCAACAGACUGAGAAGAAAACGCCUAGGGCCACAAGACCAAAGCGGGACAUGAUGACAACGAGUGCAAAGAAAAAAUACAAGUACAGGAAGCCCCGGGGGAAUGAGGAUGAUUGUAUUGGCGACGACGAUAGUGCCGGUGAUGCGGAGUCAGAGCCGGCGUACGACAAUGAAAGUGCUUUUCACUAUGUGGCAUAUGUGCCUGUUGGAGGACAUGUUUGGCGUCUCGACGGCAUGAGUGCUCAGCCGCAAGAUAUAGGACCCUACACGCACAUCGACUCGUGGCUUUUUGACGCAGCACCACACAUACAAUCUCGAAUGCAAGCCUAUGAAAAAAACAGUGGGAUGUUGUUUAACCUAAUGGCAUUGGUCAAGGACCCAAUUGAUUCGCAAAGGGAGAAACUUGCCGGCCUAGUGAAAGCACUACGCUUUGUCGAAGAGAGUUUGAAUAAGAUAAAUGUGGGGUGGAGAAGCCACGCGGCUCAUUUCGGGGAAGAUGCGUUACAGAAGAUGAUCGAAGAGUUCUGUAUCACCGAGGAGAUGAUAGCUGCUUCUCCGACGCUUGAAUUCGAGACUCUGGAUCUGGGGAAGCUGCUGAAAAAGAGAGGGGAGAUCGCGAGAGAGCAAGAACAGCUAAAGGAAGAACUACGACUUCAGAUUAUCAGGCGGAAGAAUGAGCAUAUCCAAGUGCAGAAAGACAGACUCGAUCUGAACCCUACGAUUCAUCGCGUGCUUCUCCACCUGGAGGAGAAUGGGAAGGUGCAUGACCUUCUGGAGCGCUACCGCUGAACCGCAAUCCGAGGUGGACAUUAGGAUUGUGCGAGCGCGAGCCUUAUAAUUUCAGAAUCUUUGGGUGCAAAAGUUGAGAGUACAGGCUGGCGAUCAUGUUGGUUGACAUGGUUGGUGUGUGUGGACUCCGAGAUGAAUAGAUGGAUGAACGUAUUGACGCAAUCUCACUCUAUGAAAAUGUGCCGUGCCGAGCUCGUAUGAAUUUGUCACCAGUAGAUUGAAUGUCGGCGCAGCAUUAUUCAACAGUCCCGCCGUUAAUAGUCUUUUAUGCUUGAGGCGCUUUUCUGCUGCUUAGGCGCGAGAGAGGAUUGUUGCGUUGUUUAGAU